AUGGAUAAAGGUACUUGUAAAAGUGGCGCUCGACCGAAAAUCACAAAGGUUAAUAAGACUCCACCCGCACCAAAGCCAAAGCCACCUAAACUUUCACCCACUCAUUCCAAUAAAAUUGACAGUGAACCCAAUUCUUCAUCUGUGCCACCGAAACGAGUAAAUCCCAAUAUCCGAGGGGCAAAUAUUAAUAGGCUAUCAAGCGUCUUUGAAGAUUCACGCACCGUCCCUUCCCUUCCUUUAUCACCUAAAUUGCCGGUUCCACAAAUAGUAAAACCUAAUCCUUCCAAAAAAACAUUGCGUGUCAACAUGACAAGUGAGUCAAACUCAGCCAUAGACGAAUCUUCAAUGGCGUUCGGCGAUCUCAAAGCGAAGUUUCAGCAAACAAAUAGGGACAAAACUAUUCCUCCCAUUUCAACCAAAAUAUCGUCUGCUUCUUCCAAAAAUCACAGUGUAACAAAAAGACCGGAUAAACAAAAGGUGCUCGUCAACAUACCCAAGCGUACCAGCAGCAUUAACAAGACCACAAAGAGUUUGGAAAGGAAAACUGCACAAUCCAUCGAUCCUGAAGUAGGUUUAUUUACUCAAAACGAGACAGAAUUAAUAAACGCUAGUAUUGAGUGGGUCGAAGCAUCAGGCAAAGAUGAUAUGCCUGAACCACAAAGUAAAGCGGGAAGACAAUUGAACUCUUCACAUAAAGGAGAUUCAAGUAGUUCAAAUAAGAAGAUUUUGGGAAAUCCUCACGGUGAUACUCAAUCAAAAGCAAAUCCUAUAUCUAUAACUACAGAAGGCGAUUUUGAAACAAAAAGAACUAGUAUUGCGAAUCUUCUUUCUAUGACCUCACCAAGCUCAAUGCGCCCUCAGGGUUUACACAUAGAAACUUCAAAAGCCUUGCCUCCUAUACCAGAUAAAUCACCUUCCCAGUACUCUCCUCCUGCUAAAUCGGUGAAUUCCCCUCUCUCUGAUAUUAGUCGUAGAUCUAGAAGUGAAACCUCACUUCCAAUUUUUCCAAAUGAACCCGUGAUAGAAGAGGAAGAUGAGCAUUCAAUAGAUUUAAAAAGACGACGCAAAUUGUGGAACGUCAUUAAAGAGCUCGUUGAAACCGAAAGGAUAUUUUUGACAGAUAUGGAGCUUCUAGAGGAGGUUUACUACAUACAAGCUCAGGAAAUUCCAAUUUUUCAACCGUAUGACUGCAAAACCAUUUUUAUAAAUCUCCCCGAAGUUAUAGAUUUUUCCGCGGACUUUUUAGCUUUAUUAGAGGCUAGUGCUGGAAUUGAUAAAUCGGACGAUGGUUAUGAUGACAAGAAUUUUGAGUCAGAUAAUGAGGGUACUUCAAUCGGAGAGGCAUUUGUGCAAAUGAUGACAAAAUACGAAGGGGAACAAAGUAGAAUGGAAACAGUCUAUGGAGAAUAUUGUAAACGUCAUGAGGCGUCCGUUCAAAAACUUCAAGAAUUUGAUAACGACGAAAUGGUCCAAGGGUUUUUACAGAAAUGUAAAUCACAAUGCGAGGGUCGAACCAGAAGUUGGGAUAUCGCCAGUCUUUUAAUUAAACCGGUGCAACGUGUUUUGAAAUAUCCUCUGCUAUUGCAGCAAAUCUUGUCACUAACGAAACCUUCCCAUCCAGAUUAUGAACAUCUCCAGUUCUCUUUUAAAGAGAUCACUGCUGUGGCUGAACGUAUUAAUGAUAUAAAGAAACGUAAGGACAUAGUUGAGAAAAUCGUGGGUAACAAGAAAAGGAAUGAGGCUGUCAUAAAACAUGCCACUGGCAUUGCUAAACCCACCGAAGACGAACUCUACAACGUGUAUCUCCAGAAGUUCAGGAAACUGGAACAACAAGGAAAACAAUUAUCGCUGGAUAUAAAAGAGUGGGUGAAAUCCGUAAAAGUGUUCUUUGAAGAUCAGCAACGCUUUGCUACAGCAAUCGAAGAGUUUCUUCUACAUGAAGUGUCAAAUGAAAAUGCCGAAUACAUAAAAAAAAUAACCGAAUACAAAAAUGCCGUUGGUGGUCUUGCCUCUUCUUGUGGGAAGGAAAUGGAGGAGGCCAUCAAAAAAGUGGUAUAUCCUCAGAUUGACAAGUUCCUCGCACGGUUCAAGGCUCCUACAACGGUAAUGCGAAAACGGGAAAAAAAAAUCUUGGAUUUCGAUCGGGCAAACGCGAUAAAAGCACGAGGUGCAACGCCUGAUAAAUCACUCCAACAAUCUGCGGACGCCUAUGUGUCCAUAUCGGCUCAAUUACGCGAAGAAUUACCGGAAUUCUUUAAAUUAAUGACCCAAUAUUUUGAUAUUAUCGUGCAGGAAUUCAUAAAGAUUCAGGCGCGUUUUUAUCAACAAAUGGAUAUGGAUUUCAGACAAUACUAUUGCAAAUUUGUUGAUUCGCAAGCGUUAGAGUUAAUAUCCAAUGAUAGGGAACUAGUGUUGAAAGACUUUGACAUUAUCGGAGAAUAUUUUUCUUAUUAUCAUGGUCGUUUGGGUAUGGAUGAUCAAUUGGGUGAAUUUAUUCUAAUAAAUGAUGACUCAGGUGAGACUGAUAAAGAUCAAAGAACAGGUACCAUGAUACCAACAAGAAGAUCUGAGGAAUCCUCAAUUCGUCCAGAUCGCGUUAAAGGUGGCGUUUGGUCAGACGGAAGUCUAGAUCGUUCGUCGUUUUAUUCCAACAAGUCGUUAGACACUAAGACCCAUCUUGAACAUGAUCUGGUAAACUACGAAUUUCAACCAGAGGAUCAAUAUGAAGAUUUUCGAACAAUUAAGAAAAGACAACAUCAAUUCGGGGUGCACAAAAGAUAUGCAACUGAUAGUGUACUGGCUCAACACCAAACACCCAUUGGAGAUGACGACGACGAUGAUGUAUUUCAUGAUUCCUUGACGGGAGAGGAAGAUGACGAGACGUUAUUUAUGGUUCAAACGGUCUACAGAAAUAAAUCAAGACAUUCAACUGAAUUAAACUUUGAAUCUGGAAUUCCGCUUAAAAUUAUACAUAUUAAUGAAACUGGUGAUUGGUGGUUUGCUGUUAAUAUUGAAAAUGGUAAAAGGGGAUGGGUGGAUCCGGCUUUUGUAGAAAGGAUAAGCUGA
This is a messenger RNA of Acaulospora morrowiae, 3066 nucleotides long. The record is from the annotation of a GenBank genome assembly. NCBI's taxonomy places the organism in Eukaryota, Fungi, Glomeromycota, Glomeromycetes, Diversisporales, Acaulosporaceae.